Molecule: messenger RNA, 1551 nt
Organism: Aureobasidium pullulans EXF-150
Lineage: Eukaryota; Fungi; Ascomycota; Dothideomycetes; Dothideales; Saccotheciaceae
Product: MFS general substrate transporter
Exons: 3
Coding region: 1-1551 (516 amino acids)
Biological process (GO): transmembrane transport
Cellular component (GO): membrane
Molecular function (GO): transmembrane transporter activity
Source: RefSeq, a predicted model, not a curated record
AUGGACAAGCACGACGAUACGGCCAAGGAGGAGGAGGUCGAGUACAUUGACUACAAGAAGCCUCAGGAACCGAUCACUGGGGAGCUCGACAACGAUCAAGCCGACCUCUAUGCAGAAGCCUUGCAACGCUAUCCGAAUGAUGAAUCAAUUGAUCAGGCAGAUGAGAAAAGACUCAAACGCAAGCUGGAUAGACGCAUCAUCCCAUUGCUGGGAAUUUGUUACUUCUUCUACUACGUCGACAAGACUACCUUGUCCUACGCAGCAAUUUUUGGCAUCAAAAAAGACCUGGACCUAACUGGAGAUGAAUACUCAUGGCUGUCAAGUAUCUUUUAUUUUGGCUGGCUGGUCUGGGCAAUACCUUCCAACCUCAUCAUGCAAAGAUGCCGACCUGGGUGGUACCUCUCCUUCAAUAUAUUCAUGUGGGGAGCUCUCCUCAUGUGUCAAGCUGCCGCGAACAACUUCCCAGCUCUGGCAGCAUUACGUAUCUUGUCCGGAGCAUUCGAAGCCAUCGCCGAUCCUGCGUUCAUGCUUAUCACAUCCAUGUACUACACUCGUGAGGAACAGCCCUCUCGAAUUGCAGCCUGGUAUGUCUGGAAUGGCGUGGGAGUGGCUGGUGGUGGUCUUAUCGGAUACGGAAUUGGAAAUAUCAACGGUGCUCUUGCCUCCUGGCGAUACGAGUUUUUGAUCGUCGGUGCUUUCUGUUCGGUCUGGGCUAUUGCGCUCUGCCUCCUUCUCCCCAAUUCACCCACGACUUUCAAAGGCUUCUCUCGCGAUGAGAAAUUGAUCAUGAUCGCUCGUAUGCGCCGUAACCAGACUGGUGUUGAGCAGAAGCGAAUUAACUGGGACCAAAUCAAGGAAGCAUACCUCGACUACAAAACAUGGUUAUUUACCUUGUUAGGUUUUUUUAGUAAUUUACCUAACGGAGGUUUGAGCAACUUUUCCACACUGGUUAUCAAAGGCUUGGGGUUUGAUACGUUACAUACAGCAUUGCUCGGUAUCCCUCAAGGAGCCCUGGUAGUGAUCUGGAUUGGGUUGGGAGCCAUGGCAAACAGAUAUUUGCCUAAGAACAGCCGCACAAUCGUAUGUGCUCUUUUCAUGUUGCCAACAAUUGCGGGUGCUCUCGGAUUCUUGUUGGCACCCGACACCGCCUACGUCGGAAGACUGAUUUGCUUCUAUCUGACUGGCUCAUACCAAGCCUCUUUCGUGCUGUCUCUCUCGCUUGUGACCAGCAAUACUGGAGGUCAAUCGAAGAAGAUGAUAGUUUCCGGAAUGAUUUGGUUCGGCGCAUGCGUUGGAAACAUUGCCAGUCCAUUCUUCUACAGACAGGAGCAAGCACCUUCGUAUCCUCUCGGGAUCGGCUCCCUGUUAGUAGCGAAUUGUGUCGAGCUCGUGCUAUUUGGAGUUCUGAGAUACGUGUUUAUCUGGGAGAAUAAGCGUAAGGAGAACACCAGACUCAGGAUGCGUGAAAGUGGUGAAGCUGCUGCGCUCAAUGAUACAGCGUUCAGCAAUUUGACGGACAAGCAGAAUCCCAACUUCGAGUACGUUUACUAG